Molecule: messenger RNA, 2275 nt
Organism: Kogia breviceps (pygmy sperm whale)
Lineage: Eukaryota; Metazoa; Chordata; Mammalia; Artiodactyla; Physeteridae
Source: RefSeq, a predicted model, not a curated record
CCCUACUCCUAUCUUCCUUACCCCUUCCGGCCUGCCCUUGCGCCCAGCCCGGGCCUUUCCUUUCUGACAGCUCUAGUCUCGCGCGCUGGCUGGAUGCGAGUCCGAGAGCCUCCCCAAACGCUGAGGAGGGAAUGUGGCGCGCGCGGGAAGGGGCCGGCCGCAGCAUCAGGGCCGGUGCUGUCGGCCGCCUCCCUUUCCCCAGGCUCCGGAGCUGAGGCCCGAAACCAGAGAGCUGGGCGGCGCGGCUCCCUGGCCCCGGGCAUGGAGGCCCCGGAGGCGGCACCCGCUCAGGCUGAGGGCGCGGAGCCGGCGCCCUGGGCGCACCUAGAGGCCCCCGCCCGCCUCUUGCUGCAGGCGCUGCAGGCGGGGCCCGAUGGGGCGCGACGCGGCUUGGGGGUGCUGCGGGCUCUGAGCGGCCGCGGCGGGGAGCCCUUCGGCUGGGACCGCGUCUUCGAGGCGCUGUGCCGGGAGGAGCCAGUCGUGGAGGGCCCGGACUGUCGCCUGGAGCUGAAACCACUGCUGCUGCGCUUGCCCCCAUUAUGCCAAAGAAACCUGAUGUCCCUACUGAUGGCUGUUUGGCCGUCACUGCCUGAAAGCAGUCUCCUCCCUGUGCUGCAGAUUGUGCAGCAGGAUUCAAGCCCCGACCCUGAUCCCUGGCUCCGGGCCCUUGGGGAAUUUCUGCGAAGGGAUCUUGGUGUUGGGGUCUCCAUUGAGGGAGCAUCCCCACUGUCUAAAAGGUGCCAGAGACAGCUCCGAGGCCUGUGUGGGCAGCUGGGCCAAGGGGGCAGGAAGUUGAAGUUGCCCCAGGCUCCAGAUCCUGAAGGGAAAGAAGAGCAGGAGGAGCACAAGGACUCCCAGCGGCCUGGGAAACGCAGAAAGGAACCGGAGGAAGAGCCUGCCAGUCCUGAGGGGGAGAGGGCCCCCAAAAGGCUCCGGUGUUUGGAAAAGGAAGAAGAAAGCCAUGAAGAAAACAGACCUGAACAUGAAUCUUUGGAAUUCCUGGCCAAUGGAGGGGGUGCUUCAUCCAUUGAGAACCAGCCUGUUUUGGGGGCGAAGCCCAGUGAGGCUGGUCAGAGUCUAGAGGAUGCUAAGGGCCUACCUGAGAGUUUGGAGUUGCCCAGAGCUAUCCAGGAACAAGUUCCCAGGCUGCAGCAGCUGCUCAAGACCCUCGGGAAGGGGUUGGAAGGGCUGGAGGGCACCCCACCAGUUGAGCUGCAGCUUCUCCACGAAUGCAGUCCUGGCCAGGUGGACCUGGUGUGUGCCCAGCUGCAGCUCCCGCAGCUCUCGGACACGGGUCUCCUGCAGCUCUGCACCUGGCUGCUGGCCCUUUCACCAGACCUCAGCCUCAGCAAUGCUACUGUGCUGACCAGGAGCCUCUUCCUUGGACGGAUUCUCUCCCUGACUUCCUCAGCCUCCCGCUUGCUCACAACUGCCCUGACCUCCUUCUGUACUAAGUACACCUACGCCGUCUGCAGAGCCCUCCUUGGCCCUGUGCUCCAAGCCCCAGGAACAGGUCCAGCUCAAACAGAGUUACUGUGUUGCCUUACAAAGGACGAGGCCCUGGAGCCGGACAUGCAGGCUCUAAUGCUGGGACAGAUCCUGGAGCUGCCGUGGAAGGAAGAGACUUUCUUGGUGUUGCAGUCACUCCUGGAGCGGCAGGUGAGCAGGCUGCCUUGGGGAAGAGUGGACAAAGAAGCGCUGCAGUGCUGUGGCUGGGUGGAGAUGCCCUCUGAGAAGUUCAGUGUGUUGAUGGAGAAACUCUGUAAAGAGGGGCCAGGAGCCACCACGUCCAUGGCCUAUGCCAAGCUCAUGCUGACAGUGAUAACGAAGUAUCAGGCCAAUAUCAGUGAGCCCCAGAGGCUGGGCCUGGCUGCAGCUCUGGAGCUCAAUACCACUUUCCUGAGGAAGUCUCUGCAGGCUGCCUUGAGACAUCUGGCCCCCUGACCAUCCACCAAGGGACCACCCUCCCAGACCUCCCUCAUCAGAUUACCGAAGGACACUUCUGCCCUGAGCACCUCACCCUGCCCCUUGCCUGGGGGUCAGGGCUGAGCCUGGCCAUCCCAGAGGUCAAAUGCCUCCCUGCUCCAGGCUGCAGAGAGGCCAUUUGGGCCUCCCAGCUAGCAGGAAGGGUCUGGGGCUAAGGGGGCUGGGUGAGUUGUAUUACCAAGACCUGCUGAGCCUGGGCUGCCUUCUUGUCAUUUCUACCUCAGGCUGUGGGGACAGACACUUUAAGAUAGGCAUCAGACUUCCUUGAUGGUCCAGCGGUUAAGACUCC